Messenger RNA from Klebsormidium nitens, 1600 nucleotides. The record is from the annotation of a GenBank genome assembly. Lineage: Eukaryota; Viridiplantae; Streptophyta; Klebsormidiophyceae; Klebsormidiales; Klebsormidiaceae.
AUGUGGAAGGGACCCGCGUCGACCAAAGGGACUGAAGAGAGGAUGGGCACAUCGAACCGCCGCAUGGGCAGCCCCUUGGCCCAACCUAUGGUGAACACUCAGAGGCUUCUGAUGAUAGUCCUGAUCAUUCUUCUGUGUAUAAUAAUAUACAGCGCAACGGAAAACUCUACCUCAUGGGGGGUGUUUUACUGGAUUAAUUCCAAAGACAGAGCCACUGGUUCAAAGCUUUCGAAGGUUCAGGGGGCCUGCGGAGAUCCUCAGGUUGAUCUCAGUCACGUUCAUCUGGAUAAUUUUUGCGGCAACUGGCAAAAUGAUUACACCGCUCGGCAUCAGCUUCAAAGGCAACAAUUGACUGGAGUGAUAGAGAAAGGUCUGCAAGACGGUGUAACCGGGACGCCUCUUCCUGAUUGGCGAAAGAAAAUCCCUGAAGACGCGUUCCCCAAUAUACUGAUCUUUGUUUGUGACAGAGAGAGCGAUGGCCUUGAUUGCGGCGGUAUGGGAGACACCCUUUUGGGUGCCACAAGCGCGUUCCUAUACGCGAUUCUCUCAAAAAGGGCGCUGUUUCUAUCUUGGCCAAAAUACGAGUCUUCGUUUCUACCCGGAGAGAUCAACUGGAAGCUCCCUAAGGGCUUCGUGCUGCCCCAGUUCGUGGCCGACCUUACAGAAGGCCGCGACGCCUCAGGCGAUGCGACCGUAGAACGUCAUGGAAGGGACGUGGUCUUAAUCGAUUACUUUGGUCGAGGGAGCAUACCCUCAAUUGAGGAUCUGGACGUACAAACCGCUGGAGCGAAGAUUGUAGUAGUGAGACAAAACAAAGGGUACGUGGUACCGUGGUUGCUAGCGGAUGCAGGACUCCAGUCCACGUUGGGGGUCCAGGUGUCUCAAGCCUGGGGAUGUCUGAACAGGUUCCUUCUUUGGGCGAACCCCAUGCCAACAGCCCUAGAUUUCGUUGCGCUUGGCGAUCAGAUCGAGUCUCAGGAUGCCCUCAGCAUUUGUGUACACGUGCGGCUGGGAGACGAGGAGAUACACGCGAACCAAUCCUUGUACAAGGACUCAGAACACGAGAGCCUGGUUGAUGCAAUCAUGGAGUCCGUCGAGAUCCUUGAGAAAUAUUGGCAAACGGAGGCGUGUUCUUCCACCAACGUCUUCUUCUUCAGCAGCUCGAACCAUUUGAAGGAGAUAGCAGCCGCAAGAUACAAGAAUGUAAUCACGACGCCCGUGCGGCCCGUUCACACCGGCUUGUUAGGCGUGAGCCGUCUGUCGGACGUCCAAAUGACCGCAAGAGAGUGGAGCUUGUUGUCCAAGUGCAAGAUGUAUCUUCUUACGCAGUCCGGGUUUUCGGCGACCGCAGUUGCUAGAGGUUUACACAUGGACAAGAUAUUUACCAUCUCCUUGAGCGAGAAGUUGGUUCCAUGGCGGCCGGCGCAUAUCCUGGACCUUGCGACUUCUUGGAGCGGGCUGUAGUGUGCAGAAAGACGCGCCAAAAAAGAAAAUGCUCAGUAGGAGAAAGUGGAACCGUCAAACCACAAUGUAUUUCUAUUUCAUAUAUAUAUAUAGCAAUGCAGGGAGUUAACGUCACAAAUGUUGAACGCGAAUGGCU